AUGCCAGCAUCUACCAAAGCACGUCGCACGCAGACCCCGAAGAAACAAACCAAACUCAGCGCAGCCAGCUUCACAGCGAAUGCCAAACCAGCCAAGCCAGUCAAACCGAAUACUAGCAUACUUAGCUUCUUCAAGAAGACAGAAAAACCCGAGGAUUCGCUUUUUAUUGGGGAAGCCGGGGCGGCAAACGGCGCAAAUGGAGAACCCGAAGACGAUCUGUAUGGAGCAGAUGAAGAGAGCCGCUUUAACGAGAUCUCGUCACCAGUGAAGAGGAGGAGGGUCAGUGUGGACAAUCGCGAAGACACAAAGCAAGCAAAAUUUCAAAAUGAAGAAUCGGACGCAAGGGUGGCAAACAGCGUUGCUCUUGUGAGCGAACGCAAAGUGCGACCUAAAGGCCCCUUCAUCAUGGAUUCUGACUCCGAGGGCGACGAGGACGAGGACGAAGGCAAAGACGAAGAGGAAGCAAGCACCAUAAAUCUCACCGGAGACGACGACAAUGACUUUGGGGAGACCCAUGAAUUCGAUGAUGCUGAUCUUGACGGUUUUGCUGGUGAAGAGCUACGUGAAAUGCGCUUCAUGCGAGAGCAGGCCCUCCUGGAAGCCGCUGAACUCGAAGCGGCCGGCGCAUUUGAUGGCGAGGAAGUCAUGGAAGACUUUAUCGACGAUGGGACUGCAGACCAAUGCUGCCCAAUGUGCCAAGGGAGCAUUGCCGGUCUCUCGUCCGAUGAAGCGUCCCGUCAUGUCAAUCUGUGCAUCGAUGGUAAUGCGCCGCCUUUGAUCAAGGAUGAGCCAUCGAGUGCUGCUGCUGUAGCCACUUUCGCGACGCGCGUCAACAAGAGGUUCUCAAAAUCAGCCGUGCCCAGGCCUGCGCAGGUCAACCCCCUGGAGGGCAGUUCGUCAUCCAAGGGCGCCUCUAGGUCGGCUUUCUCCAAGCUCAUGUCCAACAACGCCGAGGAUACAGCAUGGGCAGCGGCGGCAGCCACGGAAAAAGCAAGUCGAGGCCGCCCGGCGUACGAGCGCACUUGUCCCUUUUACAAGAUCAUGCCAGGCUUUUCGAUCUGUGUCGAUGCGUUCCGCUACGGGGCGAUCGAGGGAUGCCAGGCCUAUUUCCUGAGCCAUUUCCACAGCGAUCAUUACAUUGGCCUCACGGCAAGGUGGACUCAUGGUCCAAUAUACUGUAGCAAGGUCACAGGAAGCCUGGUCCGUAAGCAGCUCGGCACUGCUGGCAAGUGGGUGGUCGCGAUUGACUUUGACCGAUCCUACGAGAUACCGGGAACGGAUGGGGCGACUGUAACCAUGAUUCCAGCAAACCACUGCCCAGGCAGUUCUCUUUUCUUGUUUGAGAAGAAGAUGACUACUGCCGGCAAUAGUCAUAUGAAGCGCAUACUGCAUUGCGGAGAUUUCCGCGCAUGUCCUGCGCACGUUGAGCAUCCCCUAUUACGGCCGGAACUCACCGAUACUGUCUCGGGCAAAAUCAGGCAGCAGAAGAUAGAUAUAUGCUAUCUCGACACGACAUAUCUCAAUCCGCGGUACUCCUUCCCACCGCAAGACGAUGUUAUCCAAGCUUGCGCAGAUCUAUGCGCCAACAUGUCUGCUGAUCCCAAGUGCAAGGACGACGUGUGGGAGAGAUCGGCCAAAGCCCUGGGUACGCCUGCUGUGAGCAAAUACUUCAACACCGUCAACGCCAAAACAGAGGAACAAGAAAAGAACCCACCAAAGCAGCGUCUGCUGGUCAUAUGCGGCACAUACUCGAUUGGAAAAGAACGAAUAUGUCUUGCCAUUGCCCAGGCACUCAAUUCCAAGAUAUUUGUGUCACCUGGCAAAAUGAAGAUCUGCAAACAGCUGGAUAUCCCUGAGCUCACAGAACGACUCACUUCGGACCCGAUCGAGGCGCAAGUGCACAUGCAGAUGCUCAUGGAGAUUCGCGCCGAGACCUUGCAAGAGUAUCUCAAUGGGUACAAGCCACACUUCAGUCGAAUCGUCGGAUUCAGACCAAGUGGUUGGAAUUUCCGACCAACCAAUUCUAAAGCCAUUGGCGCAAACACGCCCCCUAGCACGAUUCCUUCCGAACAGAUCCUUCAUAGUACAGGGUGGCGGACGAGAUUCGGAUACAAGGACUUUGUCGCUCAAAGAGGUAGCACAGGGGAAGCCAUGUGCUUCGGCGUGCCAUACUCCGAGCAUAGUAGUUUCCGCGAACUCGCCUUGUUUGUCAUGAGCUUGAGGAUCGAGAAGGUCAUUCCCACAGUCAACGUUGGCAGCGAGCAGUCACGGACACGGAUGAAAGCUUGGAUAGAUCGGUGGAUAUCGGAGCGUAGGCGGUGUGGAUUGGUCAACCCAGUAGUCGAAGGAAGGGAUCCAGACAUCGUUCAGGGUGAAAUGUGGGAUGCCAAACCAGGCAAAGGUGGCCGAGUCUUGUGGUAG
Molecule: messenger RNA, 2421 nt
Organism: Emericellopsis atlantica
Lineage: Eukaryota; Fungi; Ascomycota; Sordariomycetes; Hypocreales; Bionectriaceae
Product: DNA repair metallo-beta-lactamase-domain-containing protein
Exons: 3
Coding region: 1-2421 (806 amino acids)
Biological process (GO): double-strand break repair via nonhomologous end joining; interstrand cross-link repair; protection from non-homologous end joining at telomere
Molecular function (GO): 5'-3' DNA exonuclease activity; damaged DNA binding
Source: RefSeq, a predicted model, not a curated record